This is a messenger RNA of Astrephomene gubernaculifera, 306 nucleotides long. NCBI's taxonomy places the organism in Eukaryota, Viridiplantae, Chlorophyta, Chlorophyceae, Chlamydomonadales, Astrephomenaceae. The record is from the annotation of a GenBank genome assembly.
GGACACGCAGUAUCGGAUGCACCCGGUCAUCGCGGCCUUCCCCGCGGCGGCGUUCUAUGGGGGGCGGCUGAGGAACGGAGCCAACACGCAGGCCCUGCCGCUGCCCGUACCGCUGAAGCAGCGAGUGACCUUCGUUGAUGUGCCGGGCUGGGAGCAGGGCGGCAGGGGCAAGUCCUGGGACAAUCCAGCACAAGCGCGGGAGGCUGUACGACUGAUCUCCGAGCUGCUGCGACUGAAUGCGGGCCGCCUGGGCGCUGCUGACAUCGGAGUCAUCACCCCCUACCGAGCCAUGGCGGCAAACAUGCA